AGUACGGAAGCCAGGGGCGGGCCACCGCGGGAAAAGUUUUGUGGUCUUGCUCGUCCACACCGCUCUUCCACCGGCUUCUGAAUCGCUGUCCUCCUGGUGUCUUGCCUACUGUGCUGGCGCCAGUCUUCCCCCUUCCGGUCUCACUUCCGCGUGGCCGACAAUGGAAGUCGCUGCGGCCCCGGCCGGGAGGGUAGAACUAGGCUUCGUGGAGAAGGCACCAGCGUGGCGGCUGCGCAGCGAGCAGUUCCCCAGCAAGGUGGGCGGGCGGCCAGCGUGGCUGGGCGCGAGCGGGCUGCCGGGACCCGGAGCCCUGUCGUGCGCACGUUGCGGCCGGCCGCUGGCCUUCCUGCUGCAGGUGUACGCGCCGCUGCCCGGCCGCGCCGACGCCUUCCACCGCGGCCUCUUCCUCUUCUGCUGCCGCGAGCCGCCGUGCUGCGCAGGCCUGCGAGUUUUCAGGAAUCAGCUACCCAGGAAAAACGAGUUUUACUCAUAUGAGCCACCUUCUGAGAACCCUCCCUCAGAAGCAGGAGAAUCUUUGUGUCUACGGCUUAAGUCUGGUGCUCAUCUCUGCAGGGUUUGUGGCUGUUUAGGUCCUAAAACAUGCUCCAGGUGCCACCAGGCACAUUACUGCAGUAAGGAGCAUCAGACACUAGACUGGAGGUUGGGACAUAAGCAGACUUGUACACAACCAGAUCAUUUGGACCAUAUAGUUCCAGAUCACAACUUCCUUUUUCCAGAAUUUGAAAUUGUAAUAGAAACAGAAGAUGAAAUUAUGCCUGAAGUUAUGGAAAAAGAUGACUCUGAGAUUACAGGAAGCAUGGGUGAAGCACUUGAGGAAGAACUGGAUUCUAUGGCAAAGCAUGAAUCCAGGGAAGAUCACAUUUUUCAGAAGUUUAAAACUCAGAUAGCCCUUGAACCAGAGCAGAUUCUCAGGUAUGGAAGAGGCAUUGAACCCAUGUGGAUUUCUGGUGAGAAUAUCCCUCAAGAAAAGGAUAUUCCAGAUUGCCCCUGUGGUGCCAAGAGAAUAUUUGAAUUCCAGGUCAUGCCGCAACUGCUGAACCACCUAAAGGCAGACAGACUGGGCACGAGUGUUGACUGGGGCGUUCUGACCAUCUUUACCUGUGCUGAGAGCUGUACCUUGGGCACUGGCUACACAGAGGAAUUUGUGUGGAAGCAAGAUGUAACAGAUACACCUUAAAGAUACCUUAAAGCCUUAAAAAAUGUUGCUUAUGCUAGGGGCAUGGCUCAAAUGCUGGAGUGACCUGAGUUCAAACCCCACUACCACCCAAAAACAAAAAGUUAACCUUGCAAGUCCAUCUCUAGGACUUUAUCCUAAACAAGUAACUACCAGAGAUGGGAGAAUAAAGGUGUUGCUUGAGACAUUACUUACAAUGUCUUAAGUAUUACUAAAACAAAAAUGUCCAAUGAUAGGGAAUUAAGAUAAAUUUUGGUAUAUCCACAGUGGAAAGUGUUAAUGCCUGUGUAACCACAAAAUAAGAGGUCUAAAUUAACACCAAGAUACCAUUAUGGAUCAUGUAUUCAUGGUAUGCUAUUUUUGAAGAAAUACUCAUACAUAUGCAUAGAUAUAAAUCUGGAAAUAUAUACAAAGUGUGAACUAGUUAUCUAUAAGUGAAAUGGGCCUUAUUUGUAUAUGCAUUUUUCUCUAAUAAAAAUGGUUGUG
Molecule: messenger RNA, 1681 nt
Organism: Castor canadensis (American beaver)
Lineage: Eukaryota; Metazoa; Chordata; Mammalia; Rodentia; Castoridae
Gene: Pdcd2
Product: programmed cell death 2
Cellular component (GO): cytoplasm; nucleus
Source: RefSeq, a predicted model, not a curated record